Molecule: messenger RNA, 2538 nt
Organism: Dictyostelium purpureum
Lineage: Eukaryota; Evosea; Eumycetozoa; Dictyosteliales; Dictyosteliaceae
Exons: 1
Coding region: 1-2538 (845 amino acids)
Source: RefSeq, a predicted model, not a curated record
AUGUAUAAUGAUGAAAUAUUCUUUAAAGUUUUUAGAAACAUAUUUUUAAAAACAUUGAUAUUUUCAUUUUUAAAAAGGGAUAGAUCAGGACAUAGUUACAAUGGCACAACAAAUAUGUUAAAAAUGUUAAAAAAAAAUAAAAUUGAAAUGAUAUUAGAUAAAAUAAAAUCUAAUCAUUUUAUUUAUUUUAACUACACUGUUUUUUCUCAGAUAUGGGAUCACGACUUUGAAAAGUUAUUUGUGCCAUUUGUUAAUAAAUAUAAAAAUACAAUAAAAAAUUUUACUCCAUUAGAAAAAUCAAUAACCUUUAAAUCAUUAAAUCAUACAAAAUAUUUCAUAAAUAUGUAUUGUUUUAAUAAUAACGAUAACAAUAAUAAUAAUAAUAAUAAUGAUAAUAAUAAUAAUAUCCAUCCAUCAUAUAAAAUUUUUGAAUUAUUUCAAAAAUCACUGGAAUCAGGGUCAAUAGAGACAUCAAGAUAUUUACUUCAAUUAAUAAAUGAAAAUAGAGCAAAUUUUGACAAGGAUUUGGGUAGUUUCAGUAGCAUUAUUGAUAAUGAAGGUGUUUUAAAAGUAAUGAACUUUAAUCCUUGCAACUUUGAAAAUUAUUUUUAUUCACUUGUCGAAAAUUUAACUCAAGAGAAAUACGAUUUUAUAAAGAAUGAAUUAAAGGUCGAUUUAGAGUCUCUAAUAGUCAAAAAUAAACAUCUUGCAAAAGUAAAAGUUAGAUCAAAUGGAGAAGAACCAUUUUUAAUAAACUCCGAAAUGAAAGUACCAAGCAUUGAUUUACUUUUAUUAUCAAACGGAUUCAAUUUAAGAAUUUUACACGAGGUGGGGAUUUGUGUAGAUAAUAUAGAUCAUGCAAAAAUAUACGUUUUAAGAGCAUCAAAAAAGUAUUCAUCUCAUAUACUUCCAGCUUUAAUCCAUCUUUCAAAUAACCGAGACAUUAAAAAGCUAAGCACUUUUAUUCAAAGAAUCGAAGAAAUUUUAAAUAAAAAGAUGGAUAUAAUCUAUCUAUUAGGCCCAUUCAUCAUUUAUUAUCAUUUAAAGAAAGGAAACUUCCAAGAAAUCGAAGACAUAAACACUUAUGGCACCGACAAAAACAGGGAUUUUGUUAAAAAAAUACUAAGACAAUUUUCAGUUUCAAAAUUUUCAAUUGCAGCAUAUAUUUUUUUAAAAAGGAUAGAGGCAGAUGAAACCUUUUAUAUGUUUGAAAAGGAAAGUAGUUUUGACAUAAAAAUAAAUAAAAAAGUAAUGAAUCAUGAAAUAGCUUUGGAUUUUUUCGACUACAUUUAUUCAAAAAAAGAUUUCGAGUUUAUUACAAUUUUUUUGGAAUCAAUUUCACAGAACUAUAGUAUACAGUUUAUUAAAACCCUUCUUGAUAAAAAUAAUAAUUUUAAAGACCUACUUCAAAAUAGUUUUCUAUUAAAGGAGCAGCCAUUUUAUGUUAGGGAAAAGGAAGAUUCAAGCGAUUUGAGCGAUUCAAACGAGUCAAACGAGUCAAGCGAGUCGAGCAUAGAUUUUAGUGAUGAAAGUAAUAUAUUCAAGGAUGACAAAGUAAUAUAUGAAAGAAUUAAAAGAAUUAAAAUUGAUAAAUUAUUUCAAAAUCGUAGAUAUAAACAAGUUUUGGAUUUAGUCAAAGAAGGCGGUAGAAAAUUAGGAGUCGUCCCAUCAAUUUCAUUUUAUAAAUUAUUUGAUAAAGCAAUUCCAUUUGAAUGGUUUGAAAAAUUAUUUACACCAUUGAUCGAAUCAUUUUUUUUUGGAAAUUUACAUCGAGUAAUAGAAGUUUGUUGUGAAAGAUUUGAUAUAUUUGAAUUUAUUUGGGAACACUAUUUUAUAUCAAUAGAAAGUAAAAAGAAAUUUAUAAUUAUUCUUUUAUCAAACAGUCACAACACCCACCUUUUUUUUUUAUUAGAAUACAUAAUCAAAGAGAAGAUUGAUUUCAUCACAAAUUACAUCUACAAUGAAAACAAAAACAAAAACGAAAAUGAAAAAGAAAAUAAAGAAGAUGAAUAUUACUCUCAAGUAGAUUCAGAGGAAGAAUAUGACGAAGAAGAAGAGGAAGAUGAUGGGUCAUAUGGGUUAUAUGACGAGGAAGAUGAUGGAUCAUAUCUGGAUGAAGACUAUGACGAGGAGGAGGAGUUUAGAUAUGGAUUUGAGGAAUAUCAAAAUCGAAAGGAAGAAUAUGAAGAAAUUGAAAUUCCUUUCAAAGGUUAUAAAAUCGAUGCAUUAUUUAAAAGAACUCUUUUUGAUGGAAAUAUAAAACUACUCAAAACACUUCAAUCAGCAUUCCCAUCAUACAGAUUCAAAAUAGAUUCAAAGGAAUUUCAACAAAUUAUGGAAAAUGUUUAUAUCCAUCAUAAAUGCAAUGUUCUUGAAUAUCUAUACGAAAAUAACUAUAUCACAAAUUUAGUAGAAAUAAUAAAAGAAAUCAACCAAUUUAAAAAAGAUGAAAACUACUAUUUAAAAGUUAAUCAUUAUGGUUAUUCUGCAUCAUUUUUAUUAUUACUACAACAUAUAAUAAAACAACAAAUAAAAUAA